AUGGCAAUGAAGCGCCUACAACAACUCGGCAACCAGCUCACACAGACCUCCUCCUCCUCCUCCUCCUCCUCCUCCAAACCAGACGCAGAGACAAUGGCACCCGCAGACUCCAAAUUCGCCCUCAACGAAAACGGCAUCCCGCCGUUCGAGUCUCUGCCCCUCGGCAAAGACGACCCGCGCUUCUCGGCCUGGGGCCUCUACGGCGACAAGGACGAGCUGGGGACGUUGAACAGGUUGACGGACGAGCGCGUCGCUGCUGCUGCGAGGGAGGAGAUUAAGACGGGCGCGAGAGUCUCCCUAAACUGGCCCCUGACAGCCCAAACCGCCCCCUUCUUCAACCGCCGCGCCUUCCACCACGACCUCUACCGCAAGCACCCGCGCUUCGUAAACGACGACGAGUGGACCUUUAAUUCGCAGUCGUCGUCGCAGUGGGACGGCCUCCGGCACUUUGGGUACCAGAAAGAAGAAAAGUUUUACAACGGCGUCUCCAUGGACGAGGUCCACGCCGUGGACGAGGAUGGGAGGCGGUCGACCGUCAAUGGGAUUCAAGCCUGGCAAAAGCACGGCAUCGUCGGCAGAGGCAUCCUCGUAGACUACCACACCUGGCGCCUCGAGCAAAACAUGCCCUACGACCCCUUUGCGCGCGACUCCAUCCCCGUCGCGGACCUCCAGGCCUGUCUCAAGGCGCAGGGCACCGAGGUCAAGUUUGGCGAUAUACUCAUCACCCGCACAGCCCAAUCCGAAGAGACCCUCCGCUGGGUCUGGUCCAACUUCUCCGCCGUGGCAGGCGACCAACCGUCCUUCGAGUGCUGGCCGCACCGCGACCCGGCGCACUGGAUGCACGAGGUCCUCCUCGCCGGCUGGGGCAUGCCCAUCGGCGAGCUGUUCGACCUCGAGGCGCUGGCGGCGCAGUGUAAGCGCGAAAAGAGGUGGAGCUUCUUCGUCGUGAGCGAGCCGUGUAAUGUUCCUGGCGGUGUUGCGAGGUAA
Molecule: messenger RNA, 987 nt
Organism: Colletotrichum fioriniae
Lineage: Eukaryota; Fungi; Ascomycota; Sordariomycetes; Glomerellales; Glomerellaceae
Molecular function (GO): arylformamidase activity
Source: RefSeq, a predicted model, not a curated record